AUGUCUUCACUUGACGCAUCGACCCUUUUUUCCGUCAACGGCCUUGUUGCGGUCGUGAGUGGCGGUGGGACUGGUAUUGGAUUGAUGAUACACGGGAACAUCAUACCUGUUGUCGCGGAUGUAACUGACAAAGCAUCCCUGGACGCUGCCGUGACCAAAAUCACUGAGGACACCGGCUACAUAAAUCUGCUGGUUAACAACGCCGGGACUCUUGGUCGCGUGCACAACGUCAUCUCGCGACCGCCACCUCACAAAAGCCUCCCAGCCCAGUUCACCGGCCAGACUGAUGAUGACCUGGGCACCGUCCAGGGAAUUCGGGACUUCUUGUGGAAAGAUGAGUUCUCUGACUGGGACAACGUGCUGCGAACCAAUGUCUCUGGUGUAUGGUUCCCAAGUAUUGCCUUCCUGGGUCUUCUCGACAAGGGAAACUCCAAGGAUAAUGUUGUGCAGAAGAGUCAGAUAGUCACAGUCGGGAGCGUCGGCGCCUUCAUCCGGAUUUUGGGGACGUCAUUCUCCUACAACCCCAGCAAGGCGGCUGCGAACCAUCUCGCUAAGAUGAUGGCGACGAACUUUGUGCAAUGGGGGAUUCGAUCGAAUGUGAUUGCUCCAGGCUACUUCCCAUCCGAGAUGCCAGUUGGAAAGGGAAAGCUGGAUGAGAACAAUAGGAAUCACAUCAACAUCGCGAUCCCUCCAGAGGAGGUUCCGCUGGGAAAGGUCGGGGAUGAAGAGGAUAUGGCAGCUGCCAUCUUGUUCCUGGCAGGGAAGGGAGGAAAGUACCUGAACGGGAACGUUGUGGUUACGGAUGGUGGCCGUCUUGGGAUCAGCCCUGCUGUGUAUUGA
Messenger RNA from Diaporthe batatas, 840 nucleotides. RefSeq lists its product as uncharacterized. The record is from RefSeq and is a predicted model, not a curated record. The coding region runs from base 1 to 840 and encodes 279 amino acids. NCBI's taxonomy places the organism in Eukaryota, Fungi, Ascomycota, Sordariomycetes, Diaporthales, Diaporthaceae. The transcript is spliced from 3 exons.